UCCCAAUUUGAGAAACUGACUGCCACGUCUUCAGCAGCCUGUAUUAUUUACGAUAUUAUAGAAUUGAAAUACAGAUGUUAUAUCGCAAAAACUGAAAUUUUUAGUAGUAUUUUUAAUAUAACAUCACUGUAAUUCAUUAUAAUCUUCAAACAAUAUUUGUUGCUAUAUGACCUACUUUCUUGGAAGCAAAAUGUUGCAUCAGUUUGCUUUAGCCAGAUGAAAGGAUUCGUAAAUCUUUAAGUUUAUUGUUCUUUAUAUAGGAGUAUAGAACUCUUUAUUAAUUUUGUAUGUAUAAACAGCCCCAAGAUUGUAGAAAUGUGACAUUGAAAUGUUGACUGUGCUAGGAAUUUCUAUGAUAUCCUAUUAUGGUAGAUGUUUCGCAUAGGACCAUGAAAAGAUUUGGAUAAAGAAAGACAGUAGAGAUGGAACUCCAGUGUGCUGUCCAGAAAUAUGCAUGGGGUGUUAGAGGGACGUCGAGUAGUGUGGCACAGCUAGCCAAGGCUGCCAAACCUGAGCUCGAAGUAGCUGAGGAUCAGCCGUUUGCAGAGUUGUGGAUGGGAACGCACCCCAGUGGUCCAGCUGUUAUAAAGGGUACUGGUGAGACUUUGGGAGACUACAUAAGCAAGCAUCCUGAUGUCUUAGGAUCACCUGUUAUCCAGAAGUUUGGCAAAUCUCUUCCUUAUCUGUUCAAGGUGCUAAGUGUAAACCAAGCUCUAUCCAUCCAAGCUCACCCAAACAAGGGUCAUGCUGAGCAACUGCACAAGGACCGCCCUGAUGUGUACAAGGAUCCAAACCAUAAGCCAGAAAUGACCAUUGCACUCACACCAUUCCAAGCUCUGUGUGGCUUUAGACCUGCAGAACAGAUUGUAAAGCAUUUAAAAGAGAUUCAUGAGCUCAAGAAGGUGAUUGGAGAUGCAGCAGCUGAUGCAUUUAUUGAAAAUCCAACAGAGGAAAAUUUAAAAGCCUGUUUCUCAGCGAUGAUGAAUGCAUCUAAAGACACCAUUGCCUCUGCUCUUAGUGAAUUACUUCAGAGAUUCCCGGGAAUGGACUCAGGAAAAGGCAAAGAGCUUCUUAGGGAAUUGUUCCUCAGACUUCAUGAAAAAUAUCCUGGUGAUGUUGGCUGUUUCUCCAUAUACCUUCUGAAUUACCUGACCCUACAGCCUGGAGAGUCGAUGUUUCUUGGGCCUAAUAUCAUUCAUGCUUAUUUGCUGGGAGAUUGCAUUGAGUGUAUGGCGUGUUCAGACAAUGUUGUUCGAGCUGGACUGACCCCUAAAUACCAAGAUGUAGAAACAUUAGUGUCUAUGCUCGAAUAUGGAAUGGUUCCUGCUGAGUCCAGGAAGUUCCAAGGGUCAAAGGUCGACCAAUUUACGACCUUCUACAAUCCUCCAGUUCCAGAUUUUGCAGUUGAUAUGAUUGAGGUUCCAGCUGGUACAAAUGAAUUCACUCUGAGACAAGUGGAAAGUGCCAGUAUUCUCCUAGUAGUUGAGGGAGAAGCUGACAGUGUUGAGGUAUCGCCCCAACCUGUGGGAGACGUGCCGGUUGCAACAUCAGUGCAGCGAGGAUCUGUCUUAUUCCUGGCGGCUGGGCAGUCUUUAUCACUAAAAUUCAAAGCAGGAUCGCGCUUCCUGGCCUUCCGUGCUGUUUGUGUUUUAUAGAAGUGCUAUUACACAGUUGUGCUUAUAGCAUUACUCAAAAUUGGUAAGAUAUUAAUACAGAUGUGCAAUGUUGAAGCACAUCUGUGUGAUUAACUAGUUUAUAGUUGUAGAUCUCUUAAUGUGUUCUCAGUUGACUUUGAAUGUUGGUCAUGGUUUUGGACUUAUGCAAUGGAAUGGUAUAUUUUUUGGUGCACGGGUGAUAAAAUAAUAGUAUUAAGGUAACAGCAGAAGGC
Penaeus monodon (black tiger shrimp) is the source of this 1888-nucleotide messenger RNA. Its product is annotated as mannose-6-phosphate isomerase-like. The record is from RefSeq and is a predicted model, not a curated record. The transcript is spliced from 8 exons. Gene Ontology annotation, molecular function: zinc ion binding; mannose-6-phosphate isomerase activity. Gene Ontology annotation, biological process: GDP-mannose biosynthetic process; carbohydrate metabolic process. Gene Ontology annotation, cellular component: cytosol. NCBI's taxonomy places the organism in Eukaryota, Metazoa, Arthropoda, Malacostraca, Decapoda, Penaeidae. The coding region runs from base 423 to 1655 and encodes 410 amino acids.